This is a messenger RNA of Podarcis lilfordi (Lilford's wall lizard), 12216 nucleotides long. NCBI's taxonomy places the organism in Eukaryota, Metazoa, Chordata, Lepidosauria, Squamata, Lacertidae. The record is from the annotation of a GenBank genome assembly.
AUGGAGUCAAAACUCAGGUGGUGAGUCUCCGCCCCCAUCAACUAAGGGCUAUAUAAGAAGAGAGUAACUUACCAGGGUGGAUGCUUGCUUGACAUGAAGGUUGUACAGGAAAGGGAGAGUAGCAGAGGCAGCAGUGACAGAGGGAAGCGAGGCGAGUAUUGCCUGAACAGCAGAGGUGUAUGUGGGUCAUGCCAGGAAGUUGCUGUGAUCCUGGACAGGAGGAGGAUGCGAAAGCAAGGAAAACCAUUCUUGCCAACAUGUAGGGACCACCCAUGUAGCUAGCUGGUGUAUAGGAGCCACCAGUUGUGCUGCUGGGACUGAGCACCCCUGGGAUCAGCAUGGCACAUAGGCUGCUGACCCGCAGCAUAGAGUGCCUGUGGGACACUGCUUCAGGGCACAUAGCUAUAAACAUCACUGUUAUUGUACCUGUGCAAAUGCAGAGUGUCACAACUGCAGCAAAGAAAAUAUGUGUAUUUUACAGGAUGUGUAAAGCUGCAAUCUUCAAACAUCUAAGCUAAUUAGAUAAAGGAAAGAUCUAUAGCUGUUAGCCGCAGCCCUCUGCAUACCGACACAUAUACAAAAGCAAUUAACUAUACUGUAGACAUAAAAUAUGAGCAACAAAUCUUCCUGGUUCUAAUUUCAUUUACAGAGCAAAGCUGAAAUCUGAUUACUUCUGAAGCUUUUCCCUUUGUUCAAAUCAAUCACCUUUACAGGGUGUUGUAAGGAUAAUCGCAAGAUAACGUAUCUGAAACACUUUGAACGUUGAAAAACAAGAUAUACCGGUAAGUGCUAAGUAAUGCCAAAAUGGUAUUUGUUCUUACUGGACUUCAAACCCAUGUUAUCAGUCCAAUAGAUGGAAUAAUAGUUUGAACAAAUAAAUGGAUUUUAGAGAAAAUGGAGCAGGAGAUUGCAUAGUCUCUUUGCCCUUGCACAGAAGACAAAGAAAUCAAAUUUUUUUUAAAGGAGGAAAGGUACUCUAUCUCAAAAGAAGUGUGUGUUAAAAAUCGACAUUGAAAGUUUAUUUAUUAUGAGUUGCCCACAUCUAAGGCAAAGAGCAUUAUGUUUAAGAGGGAUAAAGUGAGAACCUGGAUCUCAUCUCAUCUCCUACACUUAUUUUUAUCUUUUAGGUGGAGGCAACAAACAGAAUUGUAACCAGGUCUACUUAGAAAGAAGUCUCAUUGAAUUCAAUGAGGUUUACUCCCAGGUCACUGGAGUUAAGACUGCAGCCUAAAUGAGGGUAAUGGAUGCCCAUGUCAGCAAAAAAUUAUGGCAUCUGCUAGACGAGACAUGUGGCUCCGGAGACAUGUGGCUUCUUUUUUUAAGUCAUAAGACAAGGCCUGGGAGCCUUUGGCCCUCCAGACGUUGCUGAACUACACUCCCAUCAUCCCUGGUCAAUGGCCAUGCUUGCUAGGGCUGAUGGGAGUUGUAGUCCAGCAACAUUGGGAGGGCCAAUGGCAAACCUAUCCCCAUUAGGCUGCCUGCUUUAAGAUGAAAAUGUAGCUGAAUGCUAGUGAAAUUAUUGCUCUUUAGGUGACCCUGAAGGCACAAACAAUGGGAAACUGCCCUGGGUUACGACUUUAUAUAUUUUUGUACUCUCUCUCAAAUGAGGUUUUGCUUACGCUUACUACUUUUGCGUGAACCCAUAGGGGGAGGUGGUGAUUAAGCUAGAAAGGAAAGUCUAUAUAAAAUACCUGUUUAACCAGUAUAAGAUAAGAUUCUGCCCCUAAGUAGCUCCUCAAAAAUGUUUUAGGACCUUUCCUCACCAUCUGAUCUGGGGGGUUGGGGGUUGUCACCUUUGUUGCUCACUUGAUGUGUGCAGCCCUCAGCUGCUCCCUCAUGGAUGCCUUUCUGUUGUGUGAGGAUUUGGUGCUUUCAUACAGCUGUAUUAGUUGUCCCUUCCUCAGGAGGAAUAUACUUCCUGAAGCCAGCGAUGGCUAGCAGAGACUUGCAGUCAAAUAUUUUCCCGUCGGUAUGUAACUUUGCUUUCUUCAGAACUUGCAAAGUUUGUUUUAAAAAGUACUUUGAUAUGUCCCAAUCAGAAUUUACUCAAGUUGUUCACCCCUUUACAAAACAAACCAAUUCAGCUCACAUUCAGUUCACAGUUCGAGUCCAGCAAUUUUCUUUCUUUCUUUCUUUCUUUCUUUCUUUCUUUCUUUCUUUCUUUCUUUCUUUCCAGCAUUCAGAAUGUUACCAAGCUGCUGUGCUUAAGUAUACUUAAGACUAAUAAAAUAUCAAAACUCUCACACAGUAGAAUGCGAAUGGUUUAAUACGUUUCCCCCAACAAUAAUGAUCUUUGAACUUAAAGGUCCAAAGAAUCUAAACUCUAAAACGUGUUUGUUUUUUUUUUAAAAAAAUGUUAGAGAAUUUAUGUGAAUAUGAACUAGAUAUUGUACAAAGUUCUACCCAAAGCAAACUUAUGUUUGGUUCACCUGGCAAUUAUGGGAACUACAUGUUCAGUAGUAGUUCAGAUUUUUGAACUAAUUUAGUGAACUUUGUUAAACCAAAUUGGUUCAUUCCAAGCACUGAUUUUCCUCACCUCUGCAGUCAGAGGCACCUUUUGAGAUUUUGAAUGCUCUGUUUCUUUUUUUUAUAUAUAAGAUAUUUAUUAAGAUUUUUUUAAAUAUUACAAUAACAAAUGAAAAAGAAAAAAAAUACAAAAUAAAAAUGAUUAAAAACCACUCAAUUUUUCCAUUGCUUAUUUUUCCUUAGCUUGUUUCCCGGACCUCCUCAUACCUCCCUUUUUUGUAUUCCAGUUCAGUUUGUUGGUUCAGCAAAUCCUUACCCUCUUUAUUUGUCCUAAUCUUUGGUCUUAAAAUAGUAACGUUAGAUUUUUACCUCUUAACAACCCAUUUUUCAUAUUCCCUUAAAGCAUUACAGCUGGAAACCACUUAAUUUCUAUCCAACAUCGUUCUAACAUUCAUUAAUUUUACAAUAUUUCUGUAGAUAAUCUUUGAACUUCUUCCAAUCUUCUUCCACCGACUCUUCUCCCUGGUCUCGGAUUCUGCCAGUCAUUUCUGCCAGUUCCAUAUAGUCCAUCAACUUCAUCUGCCAUUCUUCCAGAGUGGGUAGAUCUUGUGUCUUCCAAUACUUUGCAAUGAGUAUUCUUGCUGCUGUUGUGGCAUACAUGAAAAAAGUUCUAUCCUUCUUUGGCACCAAUUGACCGACUAUGCCCAGGAGAAAGGCCUCUGGUUUUUUCAAGAAGGUAUAUUUAAAUACUUUUUUCAGUUCAUUGUAUAUCAUUUCCCAGAAAGCCUUAAUCCUUGGGCACGUCCACCAAAGGUGAAAGAAUGUACCUUCAGUUUCUUUACAUUUCCAACAUUUGUUAUCGGGCAAAUGAUAAAUUUUUGCAAGCUUGACUGGGGUCAUGUACCACCUGUAUAUCAUUUUCAUAAUAUUCUCUCUUAAGGCAUUACAUGCCGUAAACUUCAUACCUGUGGUCCAUAACUGUUCCCAGUCAGCCAUCAUUAUGUUAUGUCCAACAUCUUGUGCCCAUUUAAUCAUAGCAGAUUUCACCAUUUCAUCCUGAGUAUUCCAUUUCAACAGCAAGUUAUACAUCUUUGACAAAAUCUUAGUUUUGGGUUCUAAUAGUUCUGUUUCUAAUUUUGAUUUUUCCACCUGGAAACCAAUUUUCUUAUCCAACUUAUAUGCCUCCAUUAUCUGAUAAUAAUGAAGCCAAUCUCGCACUUUGUUUAUUAAUUUCUCAAAACUCUGCAAUUUCAGUCUAUCUCCAUCUUGUUCCAAAAUUUCCCAAUAUUUCGGCCAUUUGGCCUCCAUAUUGAGCUUUUUCAGAGCUUUUGCUUCCAUCGGUGACAGCCACCUUGGAGUUUUAUUUUCCAAUAAGUCCUUGUAUCUUAUCCAGACAUUAAACAAUGCUUUCCUGACAAUGUGAUUUUUAAAUGCUUUAUGUGCUUUGACCUUAUCAUACCACAGAUAUGCAUGCCAUCCAAAUACAUUGUUGAACCCUUCUAGAUCCAAAAUGUCAGUGUUUUCAAGAAGCAACCAUUCUUUCAACCAGCAAAAAGCUGCUGAUUCAUAGUAAAGUUUAAAGUCUGGCAGGGCAAAUCCACCUCGUUCCUUUGCAUCUGUUAAUAUUUUAAAUUUUAUUCUAGGCUUCUUGCCCUGCCAGACAAAUUUAGAAAUAUCUCUCUGCCACCUCUUGAAACAGUCCAUUUUGUCCACAAUUUGCAGUGUUUGAAACAAAAACAACAUUCUAGGCAAUACAUUCAUUUUUACCGCAGCAAUACGGCCCAGCAGUGAAAGCUUCAAAUUUGACCAAAUUUCUAAAUCUUUUUUUCACUUCAGCCCAGCAUUUUUCAUAGUUGUCUUUAAAUAAAUUCCCAUUUUUGCUGUCAUGUUAAUCCCCAAGUAUUUAACUUUCUUAACCACUGUUAAACCUGUCUCAUUCUGAAACCUCUCUCUCUCCAUUGGUGUUAAAUUUUUCUCUAAAACCUUGGUCUUUAACUUAUUCAACUUAAAUCCUGCAACUUGACCAAAUUCUUGAAUCAGUUCUAAAACUCUUUUGGUACUAGAUUCUGGCUCCUGUAACGUCAAUACUAAGUCAUCUGCAAAUGCUCUCAAUUUGUACUGUUUGGCUCCGACCUGUAUACCUUUAACCAACCGGUCCCUUCUAAUCAUGUUCAGCAGAACCUCCAGGACCGAUAUAAAAAGCAAUGGGGAAAUUGGGCAACCUUGUCUUGUCCCUUUUUCUAUCCUAAAUUCUUCCGUCACCACAUUAUUUACAAUUAGUUUAGCCUUUUGUUCUGAAUAAAUUGCACUUAUACCGUUUUCAAAACCUUGGCCUACCCCCAUCCCCUGUAGGUUCUUCUUCAUAAAACUCCAAGAGAUAUUGUCAAAAGCUUUCUCCGCGUCCACAAAUAUCAAAACUGCUUUAGUAUUUAUGUUCACUUCUAGUUUUUCCAAAAUAUCAAUUAUAUUCCUCAAAUUAUCGGACAAGUGUCUUCCCGGGAGAAAGCCCGCUUGGUCUUUAUGAAUCUCUUCCAUCAAUACUUUUUCAAUCUCUUGGCCAAAAUGUCUGCAAAAAUUUUGUAAUCCACAUUAAGUAACGAUAUGGGGCGGUAGUUCUUAAGCUGAGUCUUUUCAGUCUCUGUCUUCGGUAUAAGUGUAAUGUACGCCUCUUUCCAAGACUCUGGUGCCCUUUUCCCUUCCAAUAUUUCAUUGCAGACUUCCUUUAAAGGUUGUAAUAACCACUCUUUCAAAGAUCUAUAAUAUCUAGAAGUCAGCCCAUCCGGUCCUGGAGAUUUGCCUAAUUGCAUGUUUUGAAUGGCACCUUCUACUUCCUGUUCAGAUAUUUUAUAGUUCAGCAUUAACUUACUUUCUUGGGAUAUUUUUGUAAUCCAUUUGUCUUCAGAAAUCGGUCUAUAUCCAUUUCCUUCUGUGGCCCUUGUGUAUAUAGUUGUUUAAAAUACCUCUGGAAACAAUUUCUAAUCUCAGUUGGGUUAUGUAUAUUCUUUCCUUCCACUUCUAAAUUUGUGAUAGUAUUUAAUUUUUGUCUUUUUUUCAUUUGCCAGGCCAGCAAUUUCCCACAUUUGUUAGCUGAUUCAAAUGUUUUUGUCUCAUUUGUUUAAUUUUCCAUUCUAUUUCCUGAUUCAUCAUUUCCAUAUAUUGUACUUGAUAUAACUUUAUUUCUCUCAAAAUCUCCUGCGACUUUGGUUUUGCUCUCAAUUUCUUUUCACUUUCUUUUAUUUUCCCCAAAAUUUUAUCUUUCUUCUCAUUUUGACUUCUCUUCUUUAUUGCAUUCUGUUGUAUCAGAAACCCUCUCAUGACAGCUUUACUUGCGUCCCAGAUUACUCUUUUUUCUACAUUAGUAUUCAUAUUUAUUUCAAAAUAGUCUCUCAAGGUUUUUUGGCCUUUUGAAUGCUCUGUUUCCUUGUAGUUGCACCUGGACUUUCUGUAAGGGGAGGAGUUAUUUAUAUAUUUUGUUGAAUUUCAACUCUGUUCCUUGUUAGUUCUCAUCAAUUGUAAUCACUCAGUUAAACACCCUGGUGGAUUCUUUUGCACAGUUCCAAAUUCCAUAACCUUUCCAAGGCAGGUCUGUAAGGCAUUAUUUGCUUUACUCAAGAUUAAUCCACAUCCGGAAUGAGUAUCAAGGUGCAAAAUAGUUCUCAUUCCAACAUGAAAAGAAUCUAGUCAUAGCUAGCCAGAGACAACACUUUAAAAAGAAGUUUGCACAGUACUUGCUUUCUGACUUUACAGGAUUCACAUUUCCAUGUUUUCUUUAAAAUUGUCAGGACCUGCACCACGAGCAGCUGUUUGGGCUCUCACUUUGAUGAAUGGGGCCAGAUCCAGCAGGCCAGUGUCACUGGUGGUAGAGCAACAGGCCUCAUUGUGGUGCAGCCAGAUCCCAUUGAAUCAGCGGCUUCUGAGCUAGGCACCACGCAGCUGGGAUCUCCAGAGACUCUAGGAACCAUCUCCCGCCACACAAGAAACCCUCAUCUUCCUGUUGAACUGGUAGGGUGGCCAUGUGUUCUACUUUCACAUAUACUGGGCAGGCCCUGAUCUUGCCAUAGGAUUGCCCCAACGGUUUACAGUACUUCCUGGUGCCAGCUAUGGCUUCUAUGGAAACAGAAGGGGCAUUAAGCACUGGAACACCCACUCGCCUGAUUACUCUGCUCCAAAUCGCCUCUUCCUGAACCCGAUUUACUGUAGUAGAAGCAGACAUUGGGAUUGUGUUACAUACAUUUGCUUACUGUAGUGUGAAGUUUCCUCCUCUCUGUAAUAACUAUUUAGCAUUGCCUGGAGAAAGCUUAAUAGUGGGGUAGGAGAGCUGGGGGGAAAUUCACAUCUGGCAACCAAUGCGUCCCUUUGGUUUCAGAUCAUAUAUGGGUAAAAGUAAAGGUACCCCUGCCCGUACGGGCCGGUCGUGUCUGACUCUAGGGUUGUGCGCCCAUCUCACUUAAGAGGCCGGGGGCCAGCGCUGUCCGAGGACACUUCCGGGUCACAUGGCCAGCGUGACGAAGCUGCUCUGGCGAGCCGGCACCAGCGCAGCACACGGAUACGCCGUUUACCUUCCCGCUAUAAAGCGGUACCUAUUUAUCUACUUGCGCUUUAAGGGUGCUUUCGAACUGCUAGGUGGGCAGGAGCUGGGACCGAACGACGGGAGCUCACCCCGCCGCGGGGAUUCGAACCGCCGACCAUGCGAUCGGCAAGUCCUAGGCGCUGAGGUUUUACCCACAGCGCCACCCGCGUCCCCCAUAUAUGGGUAGACGAGUCUAAAAAAUUUCAUGGCCCUCUAGCAGCUAUGGUGGCCCAUUUACCAUAAGUAAUGUACUUUGCGUUAACUCUGGAAGUGUAAGUCUUUGAUAUUUAUUUUGCUCUAGGCGGCUUAGUUUGGUCAGAUUCGUGUAUACACUUCCAGAGUUAAUGGUAGAUACAUUACUUUUGGUAAAUGAGGCACCAUAGCUGCUAAGAGGGCCGUGAAAAUUUGUGUACCAGGCUUUUUAGGCUCGUCUACCCAUAUAUGAUCUGAAACCAAAGGGUUGCCAGAUGUAAAAAAAAAUUCCAGCUCUCCUACCCCACUAUGAGGAGUGUGUGUGUGUACAUAACAUAACAUAACAUAACAACAUAACAUAACAACAUAACAUAACACACAUAAAACAUAAAAAUGAAUAUAGUUGGCAACACUGAAACUUCCAGGAGGACUGGGUCACCACCCUGUUAGAGGCAGCUCCACAGCUUAUCUUAGUUUUUAUUAGUACUUCAAAAGUUUUGUUUUCAAAUGCCUGAGUUUGCUGGUUUGCAGUAAGCAGCAGCUACAUUUUAUCCAGUGCCCCCCCUUUCUCCUUUGAGGAUUCAAUUAACAGGCGUACUUUGAUCUGUUUUAGCUGCCACGAGCCCACACCUAUAGUAGGAGUCGCCCUCUGCUUUUAAGUAGUUAUAUAUUUUAGCUGCCUGUGCCUUAUGCUUUAUUUUAUUUUAAAAGCUGUGGAGCUAUUUGGUUUCUUCUCCCCCCACCCUUUCUUCUACUCUCUGGCCAAUGAACUUAAAAAGCCCCAGAAAAAAGAGUUGUCACCACUCCCUGGAAUGUUUACAAUCUAAGCUUCACAAAGUAUUUACUCCUUUGACUUAUAACUAUUGAGAACCUACUUGCUGAGACCUGUGGAGGAGGUGGUAAACAGGUGGUCAGAGCUCCAGACUGAUGUGUGGAUCUGUGGUCCGGUUGAAAAGGAAGAACACACAUGUUAAAAUCGUUGUGAAAAUGCUUUUUAAACAAUCGUUUUGAAAAAUGCUUUCAAUUUGCUAUAGCUCACAGUCUCCAUCUAGUGUCACAAUUGUAUAUUGCACUUUGCAACACAUUCAAAACAUUUUACUGUAUUUGCAGCUGUAUAGCUGAGUCCCCAGUGGGAUUAGGACCCAAAAUAGGACAAUUGGAACCACUCCCUACUCCCUGGUAGCUGGUAACCAGUUAAAGAUAUCGAACUGAGUUCCAUGGAUUGUGGUUGCUGCUCUAAAGACUGAGUUGACAUCCUGAGCAGGGAAAGACCAUGCCUAACUGAUUCCUGGGACAGGAAGAUGUUAACAGAAAUUCAAUCUUUGGGGUGAAAGGAAACUUCAAGAAGUUUGGAAGAAGAAAGAACAUUCUAGCUUUGAGCCCCCAAUGUUUUCUACGGGACUUUCGAACCACUAAGCAGUCUUCUGAAGACAAACACUAGGACUUAAACCCAAACUGGUCAGCUCCAUUCAGGCAAAACCACUCCUUUCAUAUGGUCAGGUCAUAUAGCCCUGUCUUUUGCAUUUAUUACUAAUUGUUUCUCCUCUGAUGGAUAGACCUAAGCUGAAGUAACAGACUUAAUGCAUUUCUUCCUGAACAAUUUGUUAGUUUUAAAUUUAAUUUUUCUAGAUAUAGCACUUGAUUAUAUGUACCUAUAUAUAUAUAUAUGUGUGUGUGUGAAUGUAUCUGUGAAUAUAUUCUUAUUAUUAUAUUAUUUUUAGACCCAGUAGGUCAAUACCAGAUGAUAGUAAACCUACAAUUCCUAUCUUUAAUAGAUUUGACAUUAUAGAAAUGGAAAGGCCAGAGCCCCAGCAGUUAUGUCAGGAAUAUUAAUAACACUAAUGAUAUCAAUCAUACAAGUUGAAGUGGAGAGGAAGGUUUAAAAAAUGCCAUCUCUUCUCCAAGUGAUAGGGUACUUCUUGCUCCACAAUGUAAUUUGGUGGCUGCAACAGUCCAAAAUAUUUUUAAAGAUCUUAAACAUCUCAAAUAAUGUAAACAGCCUGCUAUCUGUGAUAGCUCUACAUUCCCUUCCCAAGCCCAUUACUGAGAAGUCGGACAGUAUUGCAACAUCGUAUAAUAAUGCAGUUGGUCAACCUUUCCAAAUCUGCAUAGUCAAUAAUUCUUCAGUGGAUCCAAUCCUACUUCUCCAAGCUAACAAGGUACAUCUAACCAUUUAUCCUCACAGGAAUACAUUCAGGAAAAUUGCUUGCAAAAAUGUGUUAAUAGUCAAAACCGCAUACAAAAAUGUGUUAAGAGAAAUCUGCACUGAAAUGCUGAUGAAUUUUCAUGAUGAUGAUUAUUUAAUUGCAAAUUGCUGGAGAACUGAUAUGUAAACUAGAAACAUUAAAAAUGUAGGGAACAGAAACCCUACACAUGCAAAUUAACAGUUUGUCCAUCCCUAGAGCGAAGUUCUACUCUUUAGGGUACCAUCCACUUCAUUCUUCUGCCAGUCCAUUACUCAGUAAGCAUUCCAUAGCCACUGAGCGUGCUUAGCCCUCAUUUGGCUGUUUGUUUGUGUUGUAUUAUUUCUGGAAACAUAGAGAUUCCCUCAGACCUGUCUGUUCUUAUCUCACUCUUGUUUAUGAGUGGUGCCACUCUGGUUACAUAAAGAACAGUGCCUUUAGAACAUUAGAAACAGAGGAUUCCAUUCCCGUCCCUGCACUUAUUUUUCAAGCAUAUUCAGACACAUUUCAUUCUGUUUGGGGCUCCAAAGAAUCCAGUCUUAUAGAAUCAACUUCAAAGGAUGGCUUCUGAAGAAUUUGCACCCAGUAGAGUAUUUCAGCAAAACACAAGGCUGCAUCUCCAGAAAUCUAUCCAUUAUUUUGUCUCCCCACCAUUCCCACUUACAGGGAAUCACAUGAAAACAGCAACAGGGAUAUCUGGUGAACAGAGCAAACCUUUUAAUCUCUACAAUGGUACCUCAGGUUACAUACGCUUCAGGUUACAUACGCUUCAGGUUACAGACUCCGCUAACCCAGAAAUAGUACCUCGGGUUAAGAACUUUGCUUCAGGAUGAGAACAGAAAUCGCGCGGCAGCAGCGGGGGGGCCCCAUUAGCUAAAGUGGUGCUUCAGGUUAAGAACAGUUUCAGGUUAAGAACAGACCAAAAAAAAAAAAAAGAACAGACCUCCAGAACGAAUUAAGUACUUAACCCGAGGUACCACUGUAUUUGGAGGGAGAAAGCAGGUUAUAUACAUUAUUCCAUCCUGUUUGGGAUGGAAGGCAUAGGAUUUAAGUUUUCUUCUAAAUAAAUGACCAAAUAGCAUCUUCUCUAAAUAAUGUUUUGUGCCAAAUAUGGACUUUGAGUGCCUGUGUAUGAUGAACAUGUUGGAAAUGGAGAGAAAUGUUGCUAUGCUACAAAUAAAAUCAUUCAACUGCUAAUUUUUAUUUUUUUAAAGACGCAUGAAAUUAUAGCACCAACCACUGCCAGGCAACUCUGUUCAGAAUGCUAAUCUCCACAGCUGGCCAGUGCAAGGGUUCAUGUGUGUUGACAGAGGAACCUAAUGGCUUGUGUGCGUGCAAAGCAGGAAUCAGUAGCCUUGGUAAGCGAAAAAAGCUUUCAGUCACAGAGAAAAUGCACUGCUGCUCAUAAAUCUAUUGAAGCCUUGAGUUAACAGCUACAGUAGGUUACAUUUGUAUUUAUUUACUUAUUUAUAUUAAAUGACAUCAGGCAGGCGUGUAGAAUGUGAAUGAGUGUUUUAAUAUGUUCUCAGUUUAUUUCUUCUUUCAUAUUUUGAACGUUUUAAACGGUAUUUUUAUGUUUGUUUUUUACUGAUUUUACUUGGUUGCUUUUGUAAGCUGCUUUGAGCUUCUUCUUCUAUUUAUUAAAUUUGCAUACAGCCCUUCAUUCGUAGAUCUCAGGGCGGUUCACAGCAUAAAAAUACAAGAUUAAAAACACAAAAUACAUAAUAAAAACAACAAGACAAUAAUCCCUCCCCGCACCCUCCCACAAACACAUUUAAAAGGGCAUAGGACAGGGGUCAGCAAGGUUUACCUUGCCUGGGCUGGUUCACUCCAGCGGAGAUCCCUCCAUGGGCCGGAUCAGGCAUGCGCCUGCAAUUUCCAACAUCUGCGCAGACGCGAUUUCUGGUGCUGUGGAAGCGAGUCUCCAUGCCACGCUGCGUCGGUUUAGCACAGCAUGCCGAGCAGGCAGCUUGGUUUGGGGGCAGCUCGUGGGUCGGUUAAACGACCCCCAUGGGCCACUCGUGGCCAUGGGCCUUAGAUUGCUGACCUCUGGCACAGGAUAACAAUCAAGCGGUGUGUGAAUUUUAUGAAAUAAAUAAAUAAAAUAAUAAAGCUGUUAUACUACCUAAAAGUGGCAUACAAAAGAGGCAAUUAAAAUGUUGGUGAAAAUCCCUCAAGAAAAUAAAAUACAACAAAUGUCAAAAGACCAGCAGAAAACAGGAGCAAAACCCUCAACGAAGGAUGAGAUUAGCUCCCUUAGGGAGGGACUUCCACAGCUUGGGGGCUAAAACCAGUAACGCCUUGUCCUGCAUUCCUAACAACUGCACUCCUGACAGUGUUGAGGUGUGAAGCAGGACAGUUCUAUAGGUAUCUACAGUGAGGCAGGGUGAUGUAGAAGCAGGCAGCCAUUUACUAAAUACCCUAGUCCCAAACCAUUUAGGGCACAGUGGCUAGCCUGUGGUCGGGCAGAGGUGACUCAACCAGCACAGAUUAUCUGAGCAUACAGUAACAUAUCACCACUAAGCUACAGUCCAGGUUAGCCACCCCUGGUUUAGGGCUUAAAAACUGACAAGUAGCACCUUGAUUUGGACUAUGGAACAAACCAAGAACCAACAGAUAUCAAAUAAUAGCAGGAUAACACACUCUGAUAAACAGUCAGCUGUUAUUCUGGCCAUAUCAUUCUGCACCAGUUGCACUUUCACUUCAAAGGCAGUACUUUGAUUUUUUAAAAAUCUUUUGCAGAUAAUGUUGGUGUUAAGUUGCAAUGAUAACCAUACUUAUUAAGGCAUCCUUUUUCAGCAUUAG